AUGGGGUUAAAACUGUAUCAUUAUAGUGUCAGUGGCCCCUCCCGGGCAGCAUACAUGACCAUUAAAGCUAUUGGAUUAGAAGUUGAAGUUGUAAUAGUUGAUUUAAUGAAACAGGAACAACUUAAAGAACAUUUUCUUCAGAUUAACCCUCAGCACUGCGUACCGACUAUUGAUGAUGAUGGUUUUGUUUUGUGGGAAAGUAAGGCGAUUGCCUGCUAUUUGGCCGAGAAGCAUGGGAGGGAUGAUCUCUAUCCAAAAGGUUUAAAGCACCGUGCGCUUGUGAAUCAAAGAUUGUAUUUUGAUAGUGCUACUUUUCUACCACAUAUACGUGCUAUUAUGCAUCCCAUUUUAUUCCAAAAUGUAAAAGAAAUAAAGAAGCCAUUAAAAGAUAAUUUAAAUGUUCAACUUGGAUUUCUAAAUCGCUUUCUGAGUGACAGUAAAUGGGUGGCUGGCAAUGAAUUAACUAUUGCAGACAUAUCUCUUGCUUCUUCUAUGGCUACAGUUAUGGCUCUUGAUUGGGAUUUGUCUGGCUUUCCCAAUGUUGAUAGAUGGUUCAAGCAAUGUGAAAAUAUACCUGGAUUUGAAGAAAAUUUGAAAGGGGCAAAGCUUUAUGGUGAUGCUGUCAAAAGAAACUUACAACUGUAG
Molecule: messenger RNA, 645 nt
Organism: Pieris macdunnoughi
Lineage: Eukaryota; Metazoa; Arthropoda; Insecta; Lepidoptera; Pieridae
Source: the annotation of a GenBank genome assembly